UUACUUGAGCUCCUGCACGACCAUUUAGGCUGCUUCUUUCACUGUCUUGGUUUCUGUCUUGGUUUCUGUCCAUUUUUCAUUAAAAAGCUGUCUUUCUCUCAAUUAGUCUGUGAGAAUGCUUAUCUUGUAGGCUGCAUGCAGUUCUCUGAAAGCUCAAUCUCUUUAGUCAUAACUCCAAAUGUCAUCCUUGAUUCAUGGCAUCACGUCUCAGACAGUAAACAUCGUACUUUUCUGAAAUGGGUCAGCUCAAAGUUCCAGUUUUGUUCUGUAUUUGUUGGGUUUUUUCUCUUUUGUGCUUUGGAGCUCGCUGCCAUGGUUCUGAGGUCACUGUGAAGUUCUUGGAGGCUCCUAAUCCUUUCUCUCGCAUAAAGUCAGCCACAUUUGUGUUUGAAAUUUUAGUGAACGGCCACGGUGAUAAGUGCAAGUACUGCGACAUCAGUUGUUCGCUUGAUAACAGCCACCCUUUAGGCUGUAAUGAAGGAAACAUUUUCUACUCUGAAUUGAAGGAUGGAGUGCACAAAUUCAAGGUCUGCACUAACUUUUCCAAGGGAGUUAGCUGUUCUAGCUACAACUGGACUGUUGAUACUGUUCCCCCCACAGCCUCUAUUAUGGCCUCGACGAUGUUCACGAACGCGUUAAAUGUUUCUGUAAAUAUUUCUUUCUCCGAACCUUGUAGUAGGGGUGGAGGUUUUGGAUGUUCAUCUGUCGAAGCCUGCAACCUACUUGUGUAUGGUGAAGGACAUGUUAUACCAUCAUCUUUCAAAGUUCUUCAGCCCAACCUCAAAUACUCACUCUCUGUGUCCUUGCUAUCAACCACUCAAUAUGGAAGAGUUAUAUUAGCAAUGGAUAAGAACUUCUGUACUGAUAGAGCAGGAAAUCUAUUCGCAAGAACAGAAAAUUCAAUAUCUUAUGUGCACUUUGACAGAAGAAAACUACUCGCCAACCUGAAAACACGUGUUCCCGAAAGGCUACUCGAGCUCAACAAUGACACUAGACUGGUACAAGCAACAAACAAACAUGAUAACUUAAAGGUGUAUCUGUACUUUUCAGAACCAGUUCUUAAUUCAUCUAUGGAAGUUUUGAAUUCUCUUGAAGUAAGCGAAGGCACGCUUCUUCCGAUGAGCGGAAGGAGUCUCGGGAAUCGAAGAUUCAGCUUCAUGGUUUCAAAUGUUUCUGAAAUUGCUAUAAUCACUGUGAGCCUCAAGCCCAGCUCUGUAGUGAGCAGACAAGGAAAUCCUGUUGCACCACUUCCUCCAGUUACUUUCCUUUAUGAUUCUCUUAGACCAACUGUGAUGCUCAAUACAACUACUCCUAUGAGGACGAAAGAAAAAAUAUUUUUGGUCACUGUGAACUUCAUGAAGCCCGUAUUUGAUUUCAACUCGUCCUGUGUAUCGAUUCGUGGUGGUCGUUUGCAGAGCUUUAGCAAGACGGGCAGGAGUGUCUACUCCGUUGAAGUACAAGCCGAGGAUGAAGUUGUAUUUGUCAGCGUCCCCGAAAACGUAACGGCCGAUGUUGCUGGAAAUCAUAAUGUAGCAUCAAAUAUUCUACAAGUGUGGCACUAUUCUCUCCCGACGAUAUCUCGGGUCGUUUCGAUCUUUGUAAUCGCUUCGUUUGCAGCAACAUCCUUCACAGCAGGACUACUCACUCUAUCAACAGCUAGCCUUCAGUCCGAAGGAGUACUCGUGAGAUCAUCGUCCUAUUUGACGUACAAUCCUACAAGAAAUAUUUUUAGAAUUGCUUGUCACGUUCAAAUUUUCGCACUAGCUAUAUGGCUGCCAGUUACAUUGCCUGUUGAGUACUAUGAAUUUGCUAAUGGUUUGCAAUGGAGUAUUCCUUAUCUAAAAGUUCCGUGGGAAGAUGAACACGAGCGUCCCGACUUAAGUGGCUAUAGCCCGGUUACUGGAUCGCAUCCUUAUCUAGCCAAAACUUCUGAUUCAAAAGUCCUUCAAAACAAGGUUCCAGGCAAUAACUUUACUAUGGCUGAUCAGUUAUAUGGAUUGCCCCUUACUCCAAUGGAAUACAGAUCGUUUUUCGAGAGCCAAAAUAUCAUACCCCAAGCUGAUGAUGUUUUUGGAGCAGGAAGUUACAGUCAGUGGCAAGAUUUUUAUAGAUGCAUGUUCUGGUUGGGAACUUUUGCUGGAAGUUUGAUAUUCCUCCAUGCACUUUUCCUUUUCAUUAUGAAAUGUCGAAAGAAAAUAUACAACACACAAGGCAAUUAUGGAGCACUUACCUUCCCUAGAUUUGAGCUAUUCCUUACAUUUGUUGCUCUACCUUCCAUGUCGAUGGCCUCGGGCGCGCUAUUUAGAGGUGGAGCUCUAGCAGGACUAAUAGUAGGAGUUUUGCUGCUCGGUGUUCUAUCGCUUCUUUUACUCGCCUUACUGUUGUUUCUGUCGGUCGGAAUCACGUUCGGGAAGCUACUUCAGUACAAAGAAGUUCAUCAAGAAGGUCAGAAAUUUCAUUGGUAUCAAGAACUUGUUCGUGUAACUCUUGGUCCUGGCAAGAGAAGUCAAUGGACAUGGAAGAACCAGCCAAGCUCUAUUUACCUUAUCAUUUUUGGGCCAAUGUUUGAAGAUCUGAGAGGUCCUCCAAAGUACAUGCUCUCUCAGAUUUCCAUGGCAAAUCCCAACAAACGUGGCGAUCGUAUAAUCGACUCCGACGACGAAACAGAAGAUGCAGAAGCACCAUUCAUCCAAAAGCUAUUCGGUAUCCUUCGAAUAUACUACACGCUCCUCGAGUCGAUCAAACGAGUCACUCUUGGAGUCAUGGCUGGUGCUUACAAGGAAACAAUCUCUUCCAAAACUCCAAUUGUUACCUUAUUAUGCAUCUCAUCAUUUCAGCUCUUUUUCCUUGUUCUUAAGAAGCCAUUUAUCAAGAAAAAAGUUCAGUUGGUCGAGAUCCUUUCGAUCGCUUGUGAAGUCGGGUUUUUCGCUAUUUGUGCCGUUCUCUUAGACCGAGACUUCUCGAUCAUGGAUCAAAAGAAACUUGGAAUAACCAUGCUGGUGCUGUUCCUUAUAGGCUACUGUCCACAACUCAUCAAUGAAUGGUAUGCAUUGUUCAAACAAGCUAAGCAGCUUGACUUUGUUGGGCACUCAUUCUUCACAGGACUCAAAGUGGCUUGUGUUGGAUUCCUACUCCUAUUCUUCCCACAGAGAUUCACUAAGAACUUGGAGAGUGUUUUUGCAGUGACGCUUAGCGGAGACUCCGAAACCGUCGAUAAUUCAACUGAUAGGAACAAGUCUAGCAGUCGGAGCUCGAGUAACGAGAAACCGUGGCUGAAACAGCUUCGGAAGCUGGCUAAGGCUAGCUUCACUAAAGAGCAAGGUGGGACAUCAACUGAUCCUUCAGGAAGUGGUACUCAAUGGAGUGGCCUUUGGGGGCGGAGGAGUAGGAGCAGGAGUAGCAGAAGCUCCUCCAUAAGUUCAUCUGAUUUCAGGUCUAAAUCCAGAGGUGGAGGAGGAGGAGGAGGGUUAUACAGAGAGUUUGAAACCAUUUUUUCAUCCAAGUGAGACUAAAACAUAAAUGUUUUGGUAUGAUCUUGAAAGUUCAUCCAUUGUUAGUUCAUCAUUUGGGGUUCUAAGGUGUAAUCCCAUCUUGUUUGUGUAUAAGAGUUUCAGACUUGUUCUCACUGUUAUUUAAUCAUUCAUUCACUAUUAUCUAA
Molecule: messenger RNA, 3658 nt
Organism: Cucurbita moschata (crookneck pumpkin)
Lineage: Eukaryota; Viridiplantae; Streptophyta; Magnoliopsida; Cucurbitales; Cucurbitaceae
Exons: 13
Coding region: 237-3506 (1089 amino acids)
Source: RefSeq, a predicted model, not a curated record